AUCCUCUUGAAUUAUAAACUCAUUAUUAUCAGCAAAGAACUUUAAACUUAUCAACGAGACAUAUUUCACCUUUUACUUCUCUCAACAGGUAACACUUUCAUUGCAAACAUGAAUAGACUAAUGGUAUUUGGAAUCAUCUGUGAAAAUAAAACAAAGGUUUCUCUUCUCUAUGCCACACACACGAUUUCCAUUAAUGGUUUUACGUCACACGUCAACAUCGAGGCUGAAUAUAUAAAUGAAAGCCAACACAAGACAGAAGCUAAGUUUGUUUUCCCUGUGGAAGAAGACAGUGCCGUAUAUAAAUUCGAAGCUAAAAUUGGUGAUGUCCAUUUAGUUGCCAAAUCUAAAGACAAAGAUGUUGCCAAAAAGGAAUACAAAGAAGCUGUAGAUAAAGGUCAGUCUGCCAUUUUGUUGCGAGAGACAAGUACAUCUGGCGAUAUUUUUGAGUAUAGUUUAGGUAAUAUUCCAGCAAAUGAAAAGAUCCUUUUACAAAUAUGCCUUGUUUCUGAACUUUCUUGUGAAGUUGAUGGGGCAGUGAAAUUUCAUAUGCCAUUUGUGCUUAAUCCCAGAUAUGGUCUUAAACCUGCAGAUGAAAAUUAUCAAAAUGCACCUAAACCAAAAGAGUUUAGUUUCAAUGCCUCCGUCAACUGGAAUUCACAAAUCAAAGACAUCAAAUCAGAACAUCCAGUUAAGGUGGAAUAUCAGGAUAACAAGUGUCAUGCAACUGUGAGAAUGGCAAAGGAAUUCAGUUUUGAGAAAGACCUUCUUCUGCAAGUGUACUAUGAAGAUGUAGAAAAACCACAAGUAAUUUUAGAGAAAGGAGAUGAGAAUUCUAAAGGAAUGUUUUCUAAAGAUAUUAUGAUGAUAAAUGUAUUUCCAAAACUCCCGCAAGUGAAACAAUCUGCCGCUAAUGACUAUAUUUUUGUUAUUGAUCGCUCAGGAAGCAUGAGUGGAGAGAAAAUUGAAGCAGCAAAAGAUACUUUGUUACUUUUCUUAAAAAGUUUACCUUUGGAUUGCUCAUUUAAUGUUAUCAGUUUCAAUAAUGAUUUUGAAUUUCUGUUCAAAGAAGGAAGCCGAGAAUAUAGUGAAGAUUCUCUGAAUGAAGCAUUGAAAUUCCAGAAAAAUCUAUAUGCUUCAGGAGGGACAGAAAUUCUUGAUGCACUGAAAUCACUCUCUGACAAAAAACCAUUUCAAAAUUUCCAUCGACAAGUAUUCUUAAUAACUGAUGGUGAAGUCUACAACACAAACGAUGUCAUUCAAUUGGUCAAGUCACAAGUAAACAACACACGAUACUUCACAAUUGGUAUUGGUUCUGGAGCUUCUACAGAAUUGGUCAAAGGUAUUGCCUGCGCAGGGAAGGGACAAGCAGAGUUUGUGAUGACAAACGACAACCUUAAGGCAAAAGUUAUGCGUUUAUUAAAAUUGUCAAUGCAACCAUUUGUAUCUUCGGUUUGUCUCUCUGCUAAACAUGGUGAAAACAAUAAAGAAUUAUCCUUUAUUUCAGUUCCAGAAAGGCUGCCAUGUAUUUUCAGUGAAGAAAAAUUAAUCCUUUAUCUAGUUUUGCAUGAAACUGAGACUAGUUGCAAAAAUGUGAAAUUGAAUCUUUGUGGUAAAAUUGGUGAAUCAGACUUUUCACUUGAUUUUGAAGCAAGGUUGUUCAGACAGAAUGAUAAAGAAAUGACAAUACACCGUCUUUGUGUGAAAAGGAAAAUACAAGAACUGGAAAUAAAUGAAGAUUUGGGUAAAGGCGAUGAAAUAAAAUCAGAGAUUGUCAAUUUGGGUACAGUGGCUAAUUUGGUUUCAAAGUACACAGGUUUUGUUGGUUUGAAGAAGCUUAUUCCGGAAUGUAAGCCAAUGUCUCAAAGGGCUUCUUGUUCAGUGCCAGGAUCACCACCACCACAGUAUUUAGAAGAAGAGUUUGAAUGCAUGAGUUUUGAUUCUGUAGAUUCUAGUACUGAUUUUGUGGAUUCUGGUUUUGAUUUUGUAGAUUCUCGCUGCUUGUCUUGGGCAUUUAGAAGAUCAUUAAAUGUGAGUGAUGUAGAAUCCUUUAUGUCUUCUAAGACAACAAAUGAGGACAUUUUAACAUGUUUGGUUGACCUACAAGCUUUCUCUGGUUUCUGGAAUCUAGACGAUCAAUUGGCUCAAGCUCUCAAUAUUUCUCUUAAGGAUCUGAACGAUGAGAAUCCAUCUGUUAGUGAUAAAGUAUGGGCUACAGCUCUUGUUGUUGCUGUACUAAGAGAAAAAUUAGCUUCCCAGCACUGUGAAUGGGAAUUUAUUGAAAAGAAAGCAAUUGUGUGGCUGGAAUCUCAGAAUAUACAACCACUGUAUUCAGAGAAGUUACUAGAAAAAGCUACAAACUUCAUAAAAAACAAAAUGGUUGCCUAACGAUUUCUGUUUAUUUCAUAUUUUAAGACUUUCACUACUGUAUAACUGAGAAAAAUACCUUAACAUUUUAACUUGUAUAUCAUUACUUUUACUCAGCUAAUUCCUGUAACAGAUCAAUAAACAAAUAUUUUAUAUAUCUAUACAGCUGUAAAAUAUAAUAAAAUAUAAAACCAUAAUCCUUA
Molecule: messenger RNA, 2567 nt
Organism: Octopus sinensis (East Asian common octopus)
Lineage: Eukaryota; Metazoa; Mollusca; Cephalopoda; Octopoda; Octopodidae
Product: von Willebrand factor A domain-containing protein 5A-like
Exons: 2
Coding region: 109-2385 (758 amino acids)
Source: RefSeq, a predicted model, not a curated record